Messenger RNA from Salmo salar (Atlantic salmon), 3728 nucleotides. Lineage: Eukaryota; Metazoa; Chordata; Actinopteri; Salmoniformes; Salmonidae. The record is from RefSeq and is a predicted model, not a curated record.
AAGAGGUAAACGGAAGUAAACAGUGAUCAAGAAAACGUCAACGUUUCAGCAAAUGUUGUACUCAUUUAAUUGCACAGCAUCACAUACUUAUCCCAUGUAGUCUUUAAUUCGAGACAGGACUUGACUGAUAGCAUCUAACAAUGGCUAACGUGAACAGUAUGGUUUUUCACACUCAAAUAGCCUCCAUCAUGGAGGUGCUAGCGAAUGCAGCCGUGGCAGAGAUCUGUAAAGUCGUAGACGACGACUAUGAAGUGUUUCGUUUGGAAAUAACUCAAAGCCAGAAAGAAAACAGGGCAUUGAGGAGGAAACUACAGCUAAUGGAACUGAAAGUGUCACGGGAGCGCACAGAGAAGACAAUGCGAGAGCGCGUCUUCGCCAGUCCCAGAAAUGUCAAGAUCCUCGACCGAUACAGAGCAACGGCAAGAGGUGAAGGACAUCUCACUGGAGGCUACAGAAGCUUUGUGAAGCCAGCGGGACACAAUACAUGGAGAGAUGACCAACCAAUCACUGUUGAUGAGGGGAGUGGAACCUCAACCCAGCACGUUAUCGUGAUAGAGUCUGCAGAUGCAGAGGACGCAGGUCCUGGGGUCAAGCAGGAGAUGACUGAAGGAGAGGAGGACCCACGUCACUGCAGAGACAUCCAGACUGGAGCUCCCCCUGAAGCCACGGAGGACCUCGCUGCCGCCGCGCUCCAGCCCAGGACCCGACGCAGCAUCAUGGAGGAGGAGGAGGGACACGAGGUGCUGCUGGUGAAGGAUGAGGGGUGUGAGGAAGGUCUGGAGAACCCUGAGGGGACCAUAGUCAUUGAGGACAACCAGACUACACCUCCUGAACCCACAGAGGAACCAGCUGAGCAGCACAGGACCACACACAGUCUCACUGAGUCAGUAGACAUGGAGGAUGGGAAGCCUGAUCUGCUGAUAGUCAAAGAGGAGACAAUAGAAGACGAACCAGAGAGCAUUGAUCUGCUGAGUGGAUUAAAGAUGGGGGAGCAAGGUGGUUGGCUGGAGGCUAACAGAGACUGGACGGCCAUCUUGGAUUCCCAGACCCAGGCGGGUCCAGCCAAGGGUCCAGGGGACAACAUCACUGAGCAGGCCAGGACCAGAGGCGACAUAGUGGAGUCAGUAGACAUGGAGGAUGGGAAGCCUGAUCUGCUGCUGGUCAAAGAGGAGACGAUAGAAGACGAACCAGAGAGCAUUGAUCUGCUGAGUGGACUAAAGAUGGGGGAGCAAGGUGGUUGGCUGGAGGAUAACAGAGGAGACUGGGUAGCCAUCUUGGAUUCCCCCUACCAGGAAGGUGCAGCCAAGGGGCCUGGGGACAACAUCACUGAGCAGGCGAGGACCAGAGGCGACAUAGUGGAAGUCAGUGAAUGGGACAGCGUCCUCAACUCUGGGCAGGGGAACAACGCUGUUAGCCACAACCACAACCAGAAACAGACAGUCGGACACAAAACAACGUCCGAACUUAGUGUCCAUGACAACAGACUGGCUGAGGCCAGGGCGAGGCGUAGAUUUGGAGGUGCCCCUAUUCGGCUGGCGAGAACAGACACAGACUCGGCUAGCGAUGCGCCGUCCUGCUCCUAUCGUUGUGAUUCAGAGAGACUGAUGGCGCUUCAGGUUGACCCCCUAACAGGUGCUACCUUCAGCCUGCCUUCUAUAGGAUCUAUCAACUGGAACAUGGACCCUGCGACAACACAGACACUCCCUGGCCUUCGUCCUCCUCACACUCUCCUAAUGUUAAACCAGACCUCAGACAAUGCCAGUGCCUCAACACCAAAUGGCUACACAAGCCCAUUGACAAAUGAGAGUAAUAGAGAUGGAAUCAGUAAAGGUGGCAGUGCCAAGGAGAAGCGCUUCCCGUGUUCGUUCUGUGGGAAAGCCUUCAGUUUCCCCAAACAGGUGGAGAUCCACCAGAGGAUGCACACGGGGGAGAAACCGUUCGGCUGCCAACUGUGCCGGGCCAGUUUCUCCGACUCGUCCAACCUGAAGAGGCACCAGAGGGUCCACACAGGGGAGAAACCCCACAGCUGCCCCCAGUGUGAGAAGAGGUUCUCCCGCCAGGACCAGCUGAAGAUGCACCUGAAGGUCCACACGGGAGAGAGGCCGUUCGCCUGUACGCACUGUGGGAAGAGGUUCUCAGAGAGGAGCUACCUCAGAAUACACCAGCAGAAAAUGCACAUGGCCCAUGUAUAGAGUAUAGUGACAUGUAAUGUAGUAUUAGUAAGUUUGUUAAUUCUGUUGGUGUUGGAUGUAGAAGGAGCUGGAUGAGGUGAACUGAGGAAAGAAUUAGUAGAUGAUAUGGUUGGUGUGAAGGUGUCUGUAAAAAUGCUUCACUGAUGAAAAGGGACAACCUUGUCCUGUUGUUUGAAUUUUGGUGUUUUAUAAUUAGUAAAUGUUUACUUGUCAUGAAGCUGUGUGUAAUAUAAUGUUUAAACCUUUUCCGAAGUAUUCUAAAAUGAAUUUGAUCAAAGUGAGGGUACCAGAUUUACAGAAAAGGUCAAGUGUUACCAUACAAAAACCCUUGAUUUCAAUGUUCAUCAAAUCAAACUCUUUUUAAUUACUCAUUUUAAAGCAGUCUUUUUAAUUACAUUUUUUUAAUCAUCGCUUUGUCUAAUAAUUCACUGUGUGUUUUUUAAUAGAAUGCCAAAAUAUAUUUUUUUAUAAUUUAUUUCCCUGAGACUCCACUGAAAUGCUCAGUCUGAUCGUGUGGACGUUAGGAAUCAAAUUUGAAUAUGAAAUGAUAUAUUUACAUACACAGCCCUGAUUGUCUGAUAGGAGGGGUCUAGAUAACUUCCACAAGUGUGUAGGCUACUUUGUCUUGUCAUCAAAACAAAAGUAAUCUUAAUAUCAUUGUUGUACGUUUUCCAAUAGGUCACCAAAAGAUGCAGGACCAGAACAGAGUUUUUGCGUGGUGGACCAUCCUGGUCUAUACCCUGUCUGCCGUGUACUGUAGAUAUGUGGUAGUCGUGGAGUAGGGGCCUGAGGGCACACAGUGUGUUCUGAAAUCUGUGAAUGUGUUGUAAAGUUUUUAUUGGAUAAACUGCCUUAAUUUUGAUGAACCCCAGGCAGCAGCUAAUGGGGAUCCAUAAUAAAUAAAACAAUUCAUUGCCGAAUGCAAUGAUUAUCUACAGGGCAGACUAUAUGGUAUAAUCUUCAGUAUCAUCAAUAAAGCAUAGAAUCAAUCAGAUCAAGCGUUAACUGGCGAUACCGGAUGUUUUUGUGGUGUCGGAGGUGGAACUGCGCUGCAGCUGUCAAAUCGGUGAGCAGAUGCUCUUGUGAUUAUGGUCACGAAGCCACACCCGCCCCCUCGCGUUAGUUCAAAACAAGGAAGUGUAGGCUAUGUAGAAAUGAUUACAUUCAAAUUGAAAAAUCAUUCAACUAAAUAAUGAGGAUCUCUAUCAUCCUAAUCGAGGUGUAGAUUACAUUUUACAUUCCAGUGUUCAAACUUGUAAACAAGGCUGCAUGUUAUUUCUGUUAAUGCGACUCCGUGCAGCCAAUGGCAAUGUCCACUUUAGUUAUAAUGCUAGGAGCCCCUUGUGGAUUUGACAGAUCUAACACAGUUCCACCUCAGACACCACCAAAACAACCGCUAUGUGAAUGUUGACAACAUUUUAUGAAAUAGACUUUGUGAUGAUACUGGAGAUGAUAACUGAUUUAUAUUUUUUGAAUGAAUACACAUUUUGGAAUGUUUUGCUGUUGAAAGUAAAUAAAGAUCCAGAUUGCAAUGAA